AUGGACUUCGAUCCGGUGAACCGAGACGCACCUGCUCCUCGCUACGAACUCGAGUCAGGAUCCGAAGACGAAUUCGACCAUGACGGUGUGGCUACCAAGAUUCAAGGGCAGCUCGUACUGAGUGCGACUGAAGCCGGCUCAUCUUCCACUCUGCAGCAAGGAAACCCGCUUGUGGUGUUGGUCCGGAAUGCAGGAGCAGCUUUCCUGUCCUCCCUUCAAGGUCACAGGUUGGAGCAGCGAUACUCUCUACGCGCGGACUCGGAACAGCACGCAUCGAUCGCUGUCGCAAGCUCCUCCUCGGGCAGCAGCAUCACCGUGGCUAUGGUAGCACCACCACCGCAGCUUCGCUCUUCACGAUUCCACGAGAUUGCAAGUACCCUCCUCGAAGCAACGAAGCCUUCGAAGGUUGUGAUCGUCGAUUCGUACAGCCAGGAGCAGCAGCUAUAUCGAGACACGGACUCUGAGUCAGAUUCGGAGAACGAGGCUGCCAUCAAGUACCUUGCGACACCAACCUUCCUGGCCGAGGAGAAGGUCGAUUCGAAGAGAAUGGAGCCAUUGCGUUCGCCCGAGACUGCAAGUGGGCUUGGCGCUGCAUUCCUCUCAAAGGCUGUCAUCAAUGGCGUCCCCGCGAUAUUGACCCUAUUGGAGGACGUAACUUUCCAGUCUCAUGUUCAGCUGUACGGAUCAUUGGGAGCAUCUCGCUUGUCACCGUCAGCUAGCAAGACACUAGCCUCCUUGACCGGUCUCGACAGCAUCGUUGCUUCAUCUGCCGCAAACUCGCCUUCCACAGGAUCAACACUAUCGGACUUUGUAGCUUCGCGACGCGUCAAGCCAGCGGCCAACUUGGCAGUGCUGGGAGACGGCAACAUGUACAUCUGA
Molecule: messenger RNA, 879 nt
Organism: Kalmanozyma brasiliensis GHG001
Lineage: Eukaryota; Fungi; Basidiomycota; Ustilaginomycetes; Ustilaginales
Exons: 2
Coding region: 1-879 (292 amino acids)
Source: RefSeq, a predicted model, not a curated record